This is a messenger RNA of Sebastes umbrosus (honeycomb rockfish), 3625 nucleotides long. RefSeq names its product thymocyte selection-associated high mobility group box protein TOX-like. Bases 598 to 1980 code for a protein of 460 amino acids. Gene Ontology annotation, molecular function: chromatin DNA binding. The transcript is spliced from 9 exons. Lineage: Eukaryota; Metazoa; Chordata; Actinopteri; Perciformes; Sebastidae. The record is from RefSeq and is a predicted model, not a curated record. Gene Ontology annotation, cellular component: nucleus. Gene Ontology annotation, biological process: regulation of transcription by RNA polymerase II.
GCAGCCACCAAUCUCCCCUCCCCCUUUUCUCUCCCUCCGUUCCUCUCUCCCGUUUAUUAUCGGCAGAGGUCGCAUGGCAGAGGGAAGUCCACAGACCACUUCUGUACUGGAACCAAUGCAAGAAUAUGCACCUCCAUAACAAAGCCUGCUGCGUGGAGUCCUGAGAGGAGGAAACAACACAGGCUGCACAAAAGAGCUAAGAAAGAGAGGAUCUAAGUUGGAGGUUUUCAUUUGUUCUGGAACAACGAGGAUAGUUUUUGCCAAACACGUGUGAAUGCAUGCAUUUUUUGCUCUCUCUGCGUUGAGUGAAGUGAGUGUUUCGCAUCCCGGCUGCAGGGCUCUGUGAGGAAGAGGAGGAGGAGGAGGACUGUGCGCAUCUCCACCAAGAAGAGUUGGUGCCGAAGUUCGGCUGCAAACGGAUGUGAGGGAAGAAGAGUACCGAGUAAAAAAAAACUCCCCCACUUCUUUUCUUUUUCUUUUUUUUUGUGUGUGUGUGUUGUUGUUGCUCCAGCAGUGUGCGUGUUUUUUGCUGAGACAAUAGUGAAGUCAAAAGACGCUGAAAGUGAUUUUCAUGCCUUCAGUCUCGCACAACCUGAGAUGGACGUGAGAUUUUAUCCUGCGCCUCCAGCUAAUGUGGGUUCAUGCUCCCUACCGACUGAUCCAAGUUGUCUGAGCUCCUUGGACUAUUACCACUCGAACAAGGCCCGGUACAGUGUGGGUGAACGAGGGGUUAGGCUCCACACUGCCCACCCUCCAGGCAUCAAUCCAGCUAGGAAAAGACUGCCCACUGCUGUGUUUGAUGGUGACAACAUGUACAUGAAUGACAAUAACCAAGAGUUUCGGUCGCCAAACCAGAGCUACAGAGGCAGCAGUGGCGGAGGAGGAGCAGGGGAUGAAGACUACGAGAUCCCCCCAAUCACACCCCCCAACCACGCCGACCCUUCUCUGCUGCACCUCAUGGAGCACGAGUCAGGUUACCCCUUCCACUCCCUGCCUCACAACGGCCUGCUCAACACCUACUCCUACCCCGAGCUGCCUGCCCUCAUGAUGUCCAACAUGCUGGGUCAGGACACCCACCUCCUCUCUGGGCCUAUGCACUCGUUAAGCAGUGAGAAGCGGGCCGCGGCGGAAAUGAUGAAGCCCAAACCCAAACCUCAAAAGAAGAAGAAGAAGAAGGACCCCAACGAGCCACAGAAACCCGUGUCGGCCUACGCUCUCUUCUUCAGGGACACCCAGGCGGCCAUCAAGGGCCAAAACCCCAACGCCACCUUCGGGGACGUCUCCAAGAUCGUGGCCUCCAUGUGGGACAGCCUAGGAGAGGAACAGAAGCAGGCCUACAAGAGGAAAACCGAGGCGGCUAAGAAAGAGUACCUGAAAGCCUUGGCCGCGUACCGAGCCAGUCUGGUUUCCAAGACGUACAACGACCCUGAACCAAAAAGUGCCCAGCAGACCAGCCAGCCCUCCCACAUGCUGCCCCCGAAGCAGCCCCUGUACAGCGUGCCCCCCCAGCCCUCCUCACCCUACCUGGGCCCGCCGGGCUCCUUCCCCCUGUCAGACCUCCAGAGCUACGCGGGGCCGCCCCGCCACGCCCUGGCCCAGACCCUCAGCCAAUCCCAGAUGCUGCCGCCCAGCAUGAGUGCCUCUCCCCCGGCUCCCUUCCAGAUCAGCCCACCCCUGCACCCCCACGCCCAACUCUCCCUGCACCAGAGCUCCCUGCUCAACCAGCCAAUCCGCAUGCAGCAGCCGCAGCCAAUCAUCUCACACCAAAUGGGGCUGCAUUCCCCUCCUCUCAGCCAACAGGGAUUCUCCCACAUCCAGGCUGAAUACCAGAACAGUGUCGGGGGCUCACAGUCUCCAGGGGCCCCGAACCCAGGACACGGCCAGAACCCUGACUGGGACGGCGAAUACUGCAACAGGGACUGUGGACCCAACCACUGCGGUGGCAUGGGAGCUCGGGACAAGCCUCUCUACCUCACUUGAAGUUGAAAGACCUCCAAAUGUCAGACUCCAGGGAGCUUUCCACCAUAACAACAACAACGUCAUCGAUGUAUCUGCUUCGACACCAUUUUCCUUUUUCUUUUUUUCUUUUUUUGUGACGGAUUUCGAAAAUCCCAAAGACUGCUACAGUAACUUCACCUAUUUGCCAAGCACUUAGAUCGGCCAGAAGCCUGAGGCACUUCUCUUGCUUUUUUCCUUAUCAGUGAACUUUCCUUUUUUUUUUUCUUGCGGGGGCAGUGAGCUUUAAGCUCAUGCCAACAUACUGGAAAUGAAGACCAAAAAAAAAAAAAGAAAAGUCUUCUCAUUAUGUUUUUAAAGAUGCUCUCUCUCUUUCUCCUCUCCACUCCAUUACUCUGUGUUUGCCAUGGACUGCCCCUCAUCGGGGAGAUGAAAUGCUCUAAGCAUACUCAAAGCGUAGGGGUCUCGGCUAGGAAAGCUAAUGCAGGAAACUAGAAAAUAGUCACCUCAGCAGGGUGGAUGUACUUCAGGACAGACUGAAAACACCCCGACUGAGUAAAAAGCAAAAUUAUAAUGAAGAUAGUCACAUUUGUAAAUCAUCCUCGCCCCUAGUAAAGGACUUCCUUUUCUUUCUCACAGAGUGAUUGUAUAUAUCACCAAAAUGGAUCCCUACUUAUGUGUGUAUUUAGCUGCAGUCCCUUGCUUUCUUUUAUUUUUUUAACAUUCUUUUCAUUUGGUUAUGUGAUUUUCGUGCAGGCGGAUUCAGUGAGGGAAUACACACACUAAAAGUUGUGUUGAAACUGUGUUCACUGGUCUCUCCGAAACGACGAGAGAGAAACGCAAAGACGUCCUCCUUUAGCAGGCAGAGCUCUGCUAGAGAGCGUCGCUCUCGUCACACACGGCCUCAGGACGUUACAGGACUGUAGAGGUCAAAGGUCGAUACCUCUCCUUUUAGCUCCUCCUCCUCCUCUCGGUCAAUAAGGACCGCACCCUUCCCCUCCCACACACCUGUAACCCCGCCCACCCCCCCUUUAGUCCUGACACCACUUGUACAGGUGAAUUAAAAAAAAAAAAAAAAAAAAGUUGCUAAAUGUGAAAUGUUACUAAAGAAAAAAAAACAUAACAGUGGGUUUUAAAAGUUUUUGACUAGUUUUAUUAGGUGUUUUAGAAUUGUGUUGAACUCAUCUUUAUCAUUUUUUUGUGAAGAAGAAAAAAAAAAGAUAUUUUGUUUUUUCACUGUAGCAGGAUUUUUGCGUUUCAGGAGGAACAGUCAUGGGGGAGUAGAUAUAUUUUAAGUUUGUGUAUAAAAACCUGCCAAAUGUACUUCUUUAAUUUGUAAAGCCAGUGACGAGAGAACCCCAUUUUGUUUUUUGUUGAAUAUCAUAAUGUUUUUACAAUAUGGUCAUUCUAUUUAAUUUGGUUGCAGGUUUCACAUCUAUUUAUGAAUGAUAUGAAGUUAACAUUUUGGCUUAUUUUCAUCAGGGUGCAUUAUUAUUAUUAUUAUUAUUAUUAUUAUUGAUCAAACAACAUGAUUAUUAGAAUAAUAAAAUAUUUUUUUCAGAAAUUGUUGUUGGUGCAAUACCAGUGCAACCAGCAUUAGAUUCAUUUUGUGUCACAAAUACUUCUUUUGUUUUCUUUUGUCUGUAAUAAAAUGUUUAAAGUGGAGAAA